AUGGCACAACGGGCGAACCCAUAUUGCCCACUUGCCCAAUGUUCUCCGCCCCUCUAUUCAGCACCAGCAUCCCUCUGUUCAGCACUAGCGUCCCUCUCUCUACAUCCAUCCACAACACGUUCGCCCCUCUGGACGAAAUGGCAACAGCGCCACCUGCCAUUACCCCCUUCUAACAACCACACUCCUUCCCCCCUCCGCCCCCUCAACAACUCUAUAUCCAUUCACAACACGUUUGCCCCACCAGAUGAAAUGGCAACAGCACCCCCGGCCAUCCUGCAUCUGAACCACUACACGUCCUGGGAGGUGGAUCUGAAGGAGCCACCCUGCAACGCCAUAGUCAAGCCCAUCGAAGACCCCAGCCUCUUCUGGGCUCGCAACCGCACCAUGUAG
Messenger RNA from Closterium sp. Naga37s-1, 390 nucleotides. The record is from the annotation of a GenBank genome assembly. NCBI's taxonomy places the organism in Eukaryota, Viridiplantae, Streptophyta, Zygnematophyceae, Desmidiales, Closteriaceae.